Molecule: messenger RNA, 3467 nt
Organism: Catharus ustulatus (Swainson's thrush)
Lineage: Eukaryota; Metazoa; Chordata; Aves; Passeriformes; Turdidae
Gene: DNAJB5
Product: DnaJ heat shock protein family (Hsp40) member B5
Exons: 4
Coding region: 1486-2529 (347 amino acids)
Biological process (GO): negative regulation of transcription by RNA polymerase II
Cellular component (GO): cytosol
Molecular function (GO): protein-folding chaperone binding
Source: RefSeq, a predicted model, not a curated record
CUUUGGGGGUGCCUUAGCCCCCCCCCCUUUCCCAGCUACAGGAAAGCUUCUCCUCCAUGGCUGGAGCAAAGAAGAGAAGUUGGUGGUUUGGGUGGAGGUGGCCAAGCUCCUGUAGGUGGUCAUUGCCCAAGGUAUGGCCCAAGGCAAGUGUUGGAUGCUUGCUGGGGCUGCCAGUUACUUAGAGUAGCACCCAGUCAUGGAUCCUAGGGCAGCACAGCCACCCUUGAUUGAGCUGUGGUGGGGGGGAGUCCCUCUGUGACUUCCAGUGGGAGCUCAUGGAUAGAGUAAGGAUGGGGAGGACAUCUGGUGGCUUGUAUGAUGGUGAAGAAAAGGGCCAAGGCUCACACCCCAUGCCAAAAUCUGUCUGCUGGAGGGGCACAGUGGGUUGAGGUGGAUCAGGAGCAAGGAUUGGAUGAAAGCUGGACUUCAGUAGGGAGCAGAAUGUGAGAAGUGGGGUGCAGAUCUGCUAAGGCAGCACCUUGGAGAAGCAGGAUGAGCCCUGAAUGUGAGGGGCCAGGCCAGACCCUGGGGUUCAGGGUGUCAAUUGUUUGCUGCCAGGUAACCAAAAGUCGAGGAGCAGUGGGAAACAUCCGUGGAGAGGCAUGGGACUUGUUAGCUUUUGCCUGGAGGAGCAGUCCUGCCAUGUGCCCUGGCUGCUCCCUGGGUGGCUGUGACUCCAGCGGUGACUGGGGGAUGAAUUACGGCCACCGGGUUUUCCAUGCCUUAGUAUAGGCAUGGGCAUGGCCUCAGCCCCCGCGCGAUGGAGCGAGUGAGCCCUGAGUUCCUGGCUUACUGCAAGAUCCAGUUGGAGGCUCUCGGGGAGUGCAAGUCAGGCUAGAAAGUGUUGGGUUUUUUUUAAAAACAGAAAAAAGAAAAAAGCCCUCCCACCAUCACAAGAUGUUUCUGUCUAACGGCUCCGUUCUCUCUCCGCUAAAUACAAAUUAUGGCUCUGACAGCCGGAGGCGCUUAUCUCCAGCUGAAUGCCAAUUGCUUUCAGGAACAAAAUGUUUGAAGUUCCUUUAAGGUGAAGGCACAGUGUGGUCCCUGCCACUGCUUUCAGCCUCCAAAACCUGCUGUCAUCACCCUGACUUGGGUCUCAGGUCCCCAGCUGGGAGAGAGGCAGGCAAGGGGGUGGACACAGGCCGGCAGCUACAUUUGGACAUAGCUCAGCCCUCCUGACUCAGCCGGGGGGACGGACAGGGACGUGGUCCUGGCCUGACGUUAGCAGUGGCGUGGCCCCUAUAAUAGCACCGUGCCCCAACUUGAGCUCUCUCUCCCCUGUCAGCCUCAGAGAUGAGUCUGUCCAUCCCAGCCUUGGGGCUCAGCGGGAUAAAACCAGAGCUGGGAUACAUUCUGGCACUGGGGCUCUGACCUCUGUUGGGAAGCGUGGACUUGAGCUGGCUCUGGUGCUGCUGGCCCGUGAGACACAGGGAGCAUCGACUCCGUGAUAAGAAUAAGUACUCGGCUCCCGGCAGCGUUGCCGUCAUGGGGAAGGACUAUUACAAGAUUUUGGGCAUCCAGAGCGGCGCCAAUGAAGAUGAAAUCAAGAAAGCCUAUCGGAAAAUGGCCCUGAAAUAUCACCCCGACAAAAAUAAAGACCCCAGUGCUGAGGAGAAGUUCAAGGAGAUUGCAGAAGCUUAUGAUGUCCUGAGUGACCCCAAGAAACGAGCCGUGUAUGACCAGUAUGGGGAGGAAGGUCUCAAAACUGGAGGUGGCUCUUCAGGUGGCUCAGGGAACACCUUCCACUACACCUUCCAUGGAGACCCUCAUGCCACCUUUGCAUCCUUCUUUGGAGGCUCCAACCCUUUCGACAUCUUCUUCGCCAGCAGCCGCUCCCGGAUGUUCAAUGGCUUUGACCAGGAAGACAUGGAUAUGGAUGAUGACGACGACCCUUUCAGUGCCUUCGGCCGGUUUGGCUUCAAUGGCAUCAAUGGGGUUCACCGGCGGCACCAGGAGUCCCUGCACACACGGAGGAAGGUCCAGGACCCACCUGUGAUCCACGAGCUCAAGGUGUCCCUGGAAGAGAUCUACCAUGGAUCCACCAAGAGGAUGAAGAUCACUCGCAGAAGGCUCAACGCAGAUGGCCGGACCAUGCGGACUGAGGACAAGAUCCUAAACAUUGUCAUCAAACGGGGUUGGAAGGAGGGCACCAAAAUCACAUUCCCCAAAGAAGGGGAUGCCACUCCAGACAACAUCCCUGCAGACAUCGUCUUCAUCCUCAAGGACAAGCCUCACUCGCACUUCAAGAGGGAUGGGACGAACGUGAUCUACACGGCGAACAUCAGUCUUAAAGAGGCCUUGUGCGGCUGCACCGUGAACAUUCCCACCAUUGAUGGACGGGUGAUCCCGCUUCCCUGCAAUGACAUCAUCAAGCCAGGGACAGUGAAGAGACUACGUGGGGAGGGGCUGCCCUUCCCCAAGGCCCCCAGCCAGCGAGGAGACUUGAUCGUGGAGUUCAAAAUCCGCUUCCCGGACAGAAUAGCUCCCCAGACAAGACAGAUCCUUAAGCAGCACCUCCCAUGCUCCUAGAGCCCAGGGACUCUCCUCCAAAGCAGCAAUACUCCAAACGCAUGUGCCACAGCACCUGGCCUGCACAGAGCCAAGGUGCCACAGCACUUUUAAAUGCAAAAAAUAAAACAAAAAAACAACCCCUCACACAACAUUUUUGCCCCCAAAACCCCAUCCGACCCACCCCCCAUCCAUUCUUCUUGGCCGGUUUUUUACUCCAACAACAGGGAGACUCCUGUCAGCCACAGCUCUCCCAGCUGCCCAAUCUUUUCUCUCUCCCCAGAGGUCCAUUUUUUUUUUGCCUCGCAUGAGCGAGAGCCUUGGGCCGUUCACCCGGGGAGGUGCGUCGUGUUGUGGGUUUUUUAUGUCACCUGCUUUUCAGGCCACUCCUCCCACAAGAAGCUGGACUUGUCGGGGUCCGGCGCUGUGUAAAUAGGACUCCACAGGAUCUGGCCUCCCCGCUGCUGGUUUUUCUCUUCCCCUCUUUGAUACUUGCUGCUGUUUGGGGUCCCGGGUGUGCCGCGGUGCCGAUCACUCCUGCCUGCGGUGGCCCCCCCAGUAGCCGGACAAUUUCUCACCUGGGGCCACGGUGCCAAGUCCAGCCGUGGUCCGCUCUCCUGUGCCAAGCCUACACCGAGCCUCGGCUGUGCCAAACAACGGAGCCCGUGGGGAUGGUCCAUCCAGCCUCCUGCCCCUGCCCGGGGAUGUCCCCAGUGCCCCUGGGCAGCGUUUGCCUGCACCUGCUGCCCACAGGGCCCAGCCAGCAGGAGGAGGGGGGAAAGCCCAGGGUGGAGCUUUCUUUUAUCAGAUGUGUUGAGUUUGCAUUGCUGCUUUUAUUUUUUAAAUACAUAUAUAUAGAGCUCAUUAGAUAACUUCGUAAAGGUUUUUCUCUGCCUGUAUUGGGGAUACUGGCCUGACGCACCCAGGCUUUUUUUGAAAGGGGGAUGAUUCAGCCACAC